AUAAUUUCCGACUGAAGAGGAAUUGUCAGAAUUAGCGUAUUCGUAGUUUCCUUCUAGUAAAGUCUUUUAUUUAUACGUUGAUAUUCACGACUUCUUCUUACAACAAUGGCAAACACGUAUUCCGCAUCGCGAGAUUACAGGAAACCUGCUAUUGACCAACGAAUCGCUGAGUUAGUGAAAAGGAGGAUAGGUACACGGGAAGAUCUACCCACGGAAAGUACAAAAGAGCGACUUGCAAAAUUCAAAGAAAUUCGCAAUGCCAGACAAGGAUUACUAAAGAUCACGCAUCAACAUGUCCUGGAGACGGUGGCAUAUAUUUUGAACACAGACUCCGAGGUCCUGGAACAAGGUAUCCUCGACAGAGACGAAUACGUGAACGUAUUUAGCAGUUUCUUCGCCGAAGGCGGAAGACAAGCGAUCGUUGUUUAUCUUCAACCUAUGAGUCCCCCGACAUUUGAAUCCGGGCGAUGGACGCCGCAACUUAGCAAAGAACAGCAAGUUAUACGCUGCUGCAUAACAGAUGGUACUACCGAAAAAUUCUCAGGCAAAUGCGUUAUAGUUUAUCGAUUAAAGUCAAAUCUGGAAUUUGGAGUCAAACAGUUAGUCGAUGAAACAUAUUAUGCAUAUGCGGAGGUGGAUCCUACAUCACAAAGCGCGCUGGCAGGAAUAUCUGAUUUAAUUUCACGUUUGCAUGCACGAACGUUAACUGCUAAUACGCAAUGGGGAGAAUUGUCGAGGAGCGAAGCCGGAGAAAAGAUAAAGGACGAUUUUAUAGGCGAUUUUAAAGAUUUCUGCGAAUUUCUCAGCAUGACGAAGAUAGAUUUGGAAAAUAUCAUAUGCUUUCAACUUGAUUUGGAUUUGUAUCAAAAGUGUUUGGCAUUACCUGAAAAAAUUAAAGAAAGCCUUCGUAAGCCGGACGUUAUUGCAGCAACAGAAGCUAAUGUCCGAAUAUGGAUGAAGCUGAUGGAACGGGCCAUCGUUGAAAGCCAACAAUUGCGCAGAGAAACCGAAACUGUAGGACCAACUGCGGAACUUGCGUAUUGGCGGCGAUUGUUCGGUCAAUUUUCAUCGAUAACGAAUCACAUAAAGUCUUUUUACACGCAAGCAUUUAUACAAUUGUUAACGGAAGCGAAAUCAAAACUUAUCAGAGAAUGGAAGAUAUUAGAAGAUCAUGUUACAACGAUGCACAUUUUGUCGCAUGAUAACGUGAAGUAUCUGUACGCCUUAGAAAAAUUUACGCAACCAUUGUACAGAUUAGAUCCAACGAAAAUAGGAGAGUACUUACCCGCGCUCAUGUAUGCUAUAAGGAUGAUUUAUGCUACGUCGCGAUUUUUCAACACGAGGAAGAUGGUAACAGCUGUAUAUGUAAAGAUAACAAAUCAGAUGAUAUUAGCAUGUAAAGCAUACUUAACGGAGAAUGGAAAAUUGAGCAUUUGGAACGAAUCGAAAUGUAUUAUGAUAUCUAAAAUAAAGGAUUGUAUCAAGCUUUGUGAGACGUAUCAUAACUGUUACGACGAGAUGUGUAAGAAGGUCGAAGAAUCUCCGGACGAAAAACCUUUCGAGGUGUCCGAAAUGUAUGUUUUCGGAAAGUUUGCCACUUUCAAGACAAGAAUAAUAAAAAUCAUGGACAUCCUUGAAACGGCACGGAUGUACUCCAUCCUGCACAGUUCGACUAUAGAAGGAAUUAAUGCAUACGCGCAAAAGUAUACGGAUUAUUUUAAAAAGAUUUCGUCGCAGAAGUACGAUCCCUUGGAUCACAGAAAACCGUAUUUCGAUGCCGAUUACGACGAAUUCAAAAAGAGCGUGACGGAAACCGACAUGGAGCUAAGAACGUUUUUCUUUAACUGCGUUUCUCUCGUGCCAGACAUAACGCAGAGUUUAUAUUUGAUAGCUAGGUUUCAAAAAUUGAAUCUCAAGCAACUGAGGAUUGACAGGAAGUGCCUAGAAAUGGUCACGAUGUUCGAACAAGAGCUCGAAGAUAUUCGCGAUAGAUACAAUGAAAAUAGAUCCGAUCCUCCUACGCCGAGAAAUAUUCCACCCAUCGCUUGUAGAAUUCUGUGGAUCCGGCAAUUAAAUAGACGCAUUGAAGUUCUUAUGGAUAUGUUCAGAUCGCACCAUAGAGUGAUUACGCAUGAUUCCAUGCAGAAAUGCAUUAAGAUAUAUAAUACUCUCGUCAGCGUGUUUAUUCAUUACGAGUUAAUAUAUUACAAAGCGUGGUACGAUUCGGCUAACAUUGUUCGUCUGGCAUUGUCAUCCCCCUUACUUGUGCGUCAUCCAAAGACAAAUAAGUACUGUCUAAAUUUCGAUUCUUACAUUUAUGAAGUAAUACGAGAAUCCGAGCAUAUGUCCAAGUUUGAAUUAGAAGUGCCGGAUUUUAUACAAAUGUUAAUCUUUUGCAAAGAAAAGAUCUUUUUAUCCUGCGAAAGAGUGAAGAAAUUGCUUAAGAAGAACGAUGAGCUUAGACGAUCUAUUCCGAUCUUGUUUCUAAACCUAAUGAAAAUAGCACUCGUCAAUCUUGAAAUUGCUUUUCAACCCUGCGUAUCGGUAAUUACAUGGUCCUCGUUAAAAAUUUCUAACGCAUGCGCUAAAAUAGAAGAAGAGUUAAAUAAUGCGCAGAUAUUCGUCAAGGAGAUAGUGGACAUGAAGGAAGCGAGAGUGGAUGAAGUGUUUGAGUCUAUUGCGGAAACAACGUUACUAAAACUGGACGAAUAUCCGAAAAGUCCGGAACAACUUUUAGCCGAUAAUAUAGCUUUCACAGACAAGAUGGCGAUUGACUUGGAAAUCAAAUCUGCGGCGGCAGAGAAGACCGUUAUCACGAUUAUCAAUAAAUUUAUGGAUCUUAUAACCGAUCCUACCGUGCAAGAUAUUAAAUACAAGUGGAUGGAUCUCGAAAAAAUGCACAGACAAUGCGUAUCCGAAAGCAAAUUGAUACAGGCGCCAUUCGAGCCGGGCUUCGGUCACAUCGAAAGAACACACAAAGUUAAGAUAAAUCAAGUGCAUAAUGAUUGCAUAGAACUGUUUGCGUGUUACAAUAAUAAAUUAAUAGAAGCUUUAGUAAAAUGUACUAAAAAUUCUUUAGACUUGUUAAAGAAGAAAGCAACCAUUAUGAGUGUGUUAGUCAAAGAUGUUGCAAUAGAACAAGAAAUUCCAAUCAUGCUGACAUAUUUUGUUUUACAAAUACCGAAUAUUAUAAUUAUCCCACCAAUAGAAGAAUUGCAAAAUCAUUUUGCCAAAGUUAUAACAAGAAUUAUAGAAACGCACAAGAAGGUCGUUAUGUGGGGACAUCGAUAUUCUACAAAUGGACGAGUUAAAUCGCUUGGUAAAGAAGACGUGUCCGAUACUUAUUUUCAAAACGUGUCUGAUCACAAAGAUAUAAUCCGCAGUUCAAUGAGUCUACAAGGCUUAAUAUUAAUGUUGAGAGAUGACAUCUUCAAAGUUGGCAACUCAUAUUUACGAUAUUCCUACAUAUGGGCAGAAAAUAGAAAUGAGAUUAUACAAGCGUUUACUGACUCCAAACCUUUCGUACAUGAAAUUAAAGAGAAGUUUAUAGAAUACGAAAAUUUAAUGACAGAAAUAAAAAAUUUGCCUGACUGGCAUAUACUUGGCCCUCUUCAAAUUAAUACAGAUAAAUUAAAAUUAGCAUUCCUUGUCGAAGCAAAUGCAUGGAAAAAAACGUUGGGUGUCAUGUUAUCAAAUAAAUACAAAGAAAAAUUGCUAAAAAUAAUGGAUUAUAUUUUGGAAAAGAAUAAAGUUCUAUCCAGGCAUAUCAAAGAUUUAGAGGACGUUAGAGUUGCGAUGAAAUGCUUGGGAGAAAUACGAGAUGAUUUCGUAUCAAUAGAUAUGGAACUAAUUUUAAUUGAAGAGACUUAUACAUUAAUGGGAAAAUUUAACAUCGAUAUAUUGAAAGAAGAUCAAGAUAUAGUAGAUGGAUUGAGAUAUAAUUUUAGCAGCCUGCUCAAUACGGCGAAGCACGUUCAAGCUGUUAUAUGUGAGAUGCAAGAGCCAUUGAAAAAGGAACUUACUGACGGAGGUGCAAUUCUUAAAAAGAAGGUAGCUCAAUUUGACAUUGAUUUUGAACUCAAUGGCCCAAUGGUUGAAGGAAUACCCGCAAAAGAAGCCAGUGAACGACUUAUCCUAUUCCAAGCGCGUUUUGAAGAACAGUGGGAAAGAUACGAGACUUACAGCACUGGCGAAAGCUUAUUCGGCAUAGAAGUAACGGAGUACCCAGCUCUACAACAGAGAAAAAGAGAAAUUAAUUUAUUGCAAAAGUUAUACACGUUGUAUUUGCAAGUUAUGCGCACCAUUGACAGCUAUUAUGAUAUCCCAUGGUCCGAAAUUGAUAUCGAGUCAAUUAUAGCUGAAUUGGCCGACUUCCAAAACAAAUGUCGAAGAUUACCUAAAGCUAUGAGAGAAUGGCCCGCGUAUGUUGAUCUAAAGAAGAAGAUUGAUGAUUUUAAUGAAAUGUGCCCGCUGUUAGAAAUGAUGGCUAAUAAAGCCAUGAAAGACAGACAUUGGAAGAAACUGUCGAAACUCUGUCACUACUUCUUCGACGUAGAAUCUGAAAGGUUUACCUUGGCAAACGUUAUGCAGGCACCUUUGUUGAAAUAUAAAGAUGAUGUAGAGGACAUAUGUAUUAGUGCAGUGAAGGAACAAGAUAUCGAGUUUAAAUUGAAGCAGGUAAUUGCAGAUUGGGCGGUUAUAAAUCUGCAAUUUGCUCCCUUCAAGCAGAGAGGCGAACUGAUGCUGAAAGGCAACGAAACGGCUGAAAUAAUAGCGCUAUUGGAAGACAGUUUAAUGAUCAUAAGCUCUUUGCUCGCAAAUCGUUAUAACGUACCGUUUAAGAAAGAGAUUCAGUUGUGGCAGACCAAGCUUAGCAAUACGUCGGAAAUAUUGGCGAAAUGGUUAACCGUGCAAAAUCUGUGGGCUUAUCUGGAAGCAGUAUUUAUUGGCGGCGACAUAUCGAAGCAACUGCCUACUGAAGCAAAACGCUUUAACACUAUCGAUAAGGCUUGGGUUAAGCUUAUGCUUCGCGCUCACGAAAAAUUAAAUGCGGUGGAAACGUGUACGGGGGAUGAAACGAUGAGCCAGUUCUUACCACAUUUACUGGAGCAGCUAGAAUCGUGCCAGAAAUCUCUUAGCGGCUAUCUGGAAACUAAGAGAGUUAUUUUUCCGAGAUUCUGCUUUAUAUCGGAUCCUACUUUGCUGGAGAUACUUGGGCAAGCAGAAGGGCACACGAUACAGAAUUAUCUUGAUGGAUUUUUCGAUAAUAUAGCAAAACUAAAGUUCUCCGAAAAGGAAUACGAUAAAAUUAUAGCGAUGCAUUCACGUGAAGGCGAACAAAUAGCGCUGGAAAAAGAAGUCGCGUGUACAGGAGGCGUGGAGAACUGGCUAAACGUUCUGUUAACAGUCCACCAGCAGUCCGUCGGCGCCGUGAUUUCGCUAGGGCUGCAAUCACUUCACACACCCGAAUUUGACAUUUUGUUAUUGAUAGAAAAUUCUGUUUUGCAAGUGGGUCUAUUAGCAUUACAAGUUUUAUGGACGCGAUUUUCCGAGAUAGCGAUCACGACAGCCAAACGUGACAGAACGAUAAUGAAAAGGACCAAUCAAUGGUUCCUUGACUUGCUAAACAAUCUUAUAGAAGUAACCGUCAAGGAUCUUACAAAGUAUGCCAGAAUAAAGUACGAAUGCUUAAUAACGAUACACGUGCAUCAAAGAGAUAUAUUUGACGAAUUAUGCCGUCUCCGAAUUCGUAGUAUACUUGAUUUUGAGUGGUUGAAGCAGUGUCGGUUCUACUACGAUGACGAAUCGGAGGAAGUCCCAAUCAAGAUAACCGACGUGCAAUUCGUUUAUCAAAAUGAAUUCUUAGGCUGUACAGAUCGACUUGCAAUUACGCCGCUUACGGACAGGUGUUACAUAACACUAGCACAGGCCGUGGGAAUGAAUUUUGGCGGAGCACCCGCGGGUCCUGCCGGCACGGGUAAAACAGAGACGACGAAAGACAUGGGGAAAGCACUGGGAAAAUACGUCGUUGUUUUUAAUUGCUCCGACCAAAUGGAUUUCCGAGGCUUAGGCAGAAUAUUUAAAGGACUAGCGCAAUCCGGCAGCUGGGGAUGCUUUGACGAAUUUAAUCGAAUUGAUCUACCGGUGUUAUCCGUUGCCGCACAGCAAAUAGCAAUCGUGCUCAAUGCACGAAAGGAGCGAAAGACAACAUUCUUGUUCAGUGAUGGCGAAACGUAUAAACUCAAUUACGAGUUUGGAAUAUUUAUUACAAUGAAUCCCGGGUAUGCGGGUCGACAAGAAUUGCCGGAAAAUUUGAAAAUACAGUUCAGAAGUGUGGCAAUGAUGGUUCCUGACAGACAGAUCAUAAUGCGAGUAAAACUCGCGGCGUGUGGCUUCAAAGAGAACGUGUUAUUAGCGCGAAAAUUCUUCAUAUUGUACAAAUUGUGCGAGGAGCAGCUCAGCAAACAGGUACAUUACGAUUUUGGAUUAAGAAACAUCUUGUCGUGCUUACGCACACUUGGCGCUCAGAAACGCGCGCAUCCUACCGAUUCCGAGGAAACCACGCUUAUGAGAGUACUACGCGAUAUGAAUUUAUCGAAAUUAGUGGAUGAAGACGAGCCUCUUUUCAUGUCGCUUAUUGAAGAUAUGUUUCCGGGUAUAAAGUUAACAACGCAGACUUAUAGAGAAUUACAGAAAGCAAUAGCUAACGCCACUGUCGCCCUUGGCAUAAUAAAUCACAGUGAAUGGAACUUGAAAACUGUUCAGUUAUACGAGACAUCGCUCGUUCGCCAUGGUUUGAUGGUUCUUGGACCAACAGGAUCUGGUAAAACGCGAUGCAUGUGGGCGCUAAUGAGGGCCCUAACAGAGAUGGGUAUACCGCAUAAGGAAAUUAGAAUGAAUCCAAAAGCGAUAACUGCGUCUCAAAUGUUUGGGAGACUCGACGUUGCGACGAACGAUUGGACAGACGGUAUAUUCUCCAUUAUAUGGCGAAGGUCCACGCAGACGAAGAAGACGGAAAAUUUAUGGAUGGUAUUAGACGGUCCCGUCGACGCAGUAUGGAUUGAAAAUUUAAAUUCUGUUCUGGACGACAAUAAAACGUUAACACUGGCAAAUGGCGAUCGCAUUAUAAUGGCGCCAAAUACUAAAUUAGUGUUCGAACCUGACAAUGUGGAUAAUGCGUCCCCGGCGACUAUAUCGCGUAUGGGAAUGGUAUUCGUCAGUGCCUCUGUGCUAAAAUGGGAUUCAAUUUUAGAGGGUUGGCUUAGAAAAUGUUCCAGUAACCAGACUCUGUUGCGAUCGUUAUUUUAUAAAAUAUACGAAGAUGCCCACACAUUCGUUCAAACAAAACUUCAAACUAAAAUGGUGCUUUUGGAAGCGCUUUAUAUACGGCAGUGUAUUGACUUAUUGGAAGGUUUAAAUGUCAGAAAUAUUGAUCCAACUAAAACAUUAACUGAUCAUCAUGUUGAGAAGCUUUUUCUAUUUUCUCUUAUGUGGAGCUUGGGGGCAAUGUUAGAAUUAGAUGGACGAUUUGCAUUACAGGAAUAUCUUGUGAAGCAUGAAUCGCAUUGUAAUUGGCCGAAGUAUACAGAAGAUGAAACUAUUUUUGAGAAUCUAGUAUCAGACGAUGGAAAAUGGAUACAUUGGAGUAAAAUGGUGCCAAAAUUUGAAUAUCCCUCAGAUCGUGUUUUAGAAUAUCACACUAUUCUCGUUCCUAAUGUCGAUAAUACCAGAACAUUAUAUUUAAUUGAUAUUAUAGCGGGGCAGGAAAAAGCAGUACUUUUAAUAGGGGAAGCCGGUACUGCAAAAAGCGUAAUGAUGAAAAGCUACAUGUCUAAGCACGAUCCCGAACAUCAUUUGAACAAGUUUUUUAAUUUUUCUUCAGCGUCCACGCCCAAUAUGGUUCAGCGUGUAUUCGAGAGCUACGUGGAGAAGCGAGUCGGCAGCACUUACGGUCCGCCCGGCGGACGGAAAAUGACCAUAUUUAUCGACGAUAUAAAUAUGCCGGCCAUAAACGAAUGGGGCGAUCAAAUUACAAAUGAGAUCGUACGUCAAUUAAUGGAGUACAAAGGGUUCUACUCCCUGGACAAGCCGGGUGACUUUUGCACUAUGCAAGAUAUUAUGUUACUUGCCGCGAUGCGUCAUCCGGGUGGAGGACGAAAUGACAUUCCACCGCGACUGAAGCGGCAGUUCAAUAUUUUUAAUUGCACAUUACCGUCCAAUAAAUCCAUAGAUACAAUUUUCAGUGUUAUUGGCCAAGGCUACUUUUGCACUACGAGAUUCUCCGAAAUCAUCGUUAAUUUCUUGCCAAAGCUCGUGCCGUUGACUCGAUUAUUAUGGCAGCUAACAAAAGCGAAGAUGUUACCGACCCCAGCCAAGUUCCAUUACGUUUUCAACUUGCGUGAUCUCUCACGUAUUUGGGAGGGAAUACUAAGAAUAGAGAGAGCCGAGUGUGAAUCUAUAACGACACUGCUGAAAUUAUGGGAGCACGAAUGCACGCGUGCGAUAGCGGAUCGUUUCAUCACUGCCGCCGAUAAAGAAUGGUUUCAAAAUACAUUGCGGCGGACCGCGGAGAAGAUGUUGGGUCCAGAUUAUCAAUAUUAUUCCCCAGUUGAGACGUAUUUCGUUGACUUUUUGCGCGAACCACCGGAACCGACAGGCGACGAGCCGGAAGAUUUCAUAUUAGAGGCACCAAAGAUUUAUGAGGAGAUCCCGAGUUACGACGUCGUUAUCGCGAAAGUUCAGCAAAAUAUGGAGCAAUUUAAUGAAUACAUACGCGGCAUGCGUCUUGAUCUGGUCUUUUUCCACGACGCUCUGGUGCACUUGAUACGAAUAUCGAGAAUACUUGGAGUUCCCAGAGGUAACGCGUUGCUGGUCGGUAUAGGGGGAUCCGGCAAGCAGAGCCUGACGCGGCUGGCAUCCUUCAUCGCAGGAUUUAACUUCUUUCAAAUAACGUUAUCCAGAAUUUAUAAUGUAGCCAGCUUGAUGGACGACUUGCGAAAAUUGUAUCGCACCGCUGUCAUUGACGGCAAAGGUCUCACUUUCAUUUUCACCGACAACGAGGUGAAAGAUGAAGCAUUCUUAGAAUAUAUAAACAACAUAUUAAGCGUCGGCGAAGUGGCCAAUCUUUUUCCGAAGGAUGAGUUAGACGACAUUUUAACAGCUGUCACGCCGCUGAUGAAAAAGGCCGAUCCCCGACGACCGCCUACGCAAGAUAAUCUUUACGAUUACUUCAUAUCGCGAGCGAGAAAUAAUCUGCAUAUAGUCCUAUGCUUUUCACCAAUCAGCGGAAAGUUUAGAUCCCGGACACUGAAAUUCCCUGGCCUUAUAUCUGGCUGCACGAUGAAUUGGUUUUCGCGAUGGCCGAGGGACGCACUAUACGCGGUCGGCGAACACUUCCUUGAAACAUAUAAAGUUAUAUGUAGUCCGGAAGUAAAACAACAACUAAUGCAAGUUGUGGGCGAUAUUCAAGACGACGUGAAUGAUACAUGUUCAGAAUACUUCGACAGGUUCCGACGUCAAGUAUACGUGACUCCGAGAUCAUUUUUAACGUUUCUCGACAGUUACAAAAUAUUUUACAAGCAACGUUUGGACAGCAUUAAUACACUUGCCUCUCGUAUGGGCAGCGGUUUGAAUACAUUAAUUGACGCUGCGGCGCAGGUUGAUGUGUUGCGACACGAAUUGGAAAAAAAUCGAGAGGAGAUUGCAGCAAAAAAUGUUCAAGUGGAGGCGAUUCUUGUUACUGUGAAUGAGAAAAAGAGAGAAGCUGAGGGUGUGAAAGCAAAAGUGCAAGUGUCGAAAGAUGAAGCGGAAGCGAUUUUGAAAGUGAUAGCGACAGACAAGGGGGUGGCAGAACAGAAGUUGGAAGCUGCGGAGCCCGCCUUGUUAGAAGCCGAAGCCGCGUUACUGACCAUAAAAGCAGCAGACAUCGCUACCGUUCGUAAAUUGGCUAAACCACCGUAUUUAAUUACGCUCAUAAUGGAUUGCGUUCUGAUUCUAUUCGGACGGAAAUUGGAACCGGUCAAACCGGAUUACGAACAUCAAUUUCUAACACCUUCGUGGUCAGAAUCGUUAAAGGUCCUGGCUGAUACCAGAUUUUUAUAUAAUUUACAAAAUUUUCCAAAGGAUAAUAUUAACGCUGAAACCGUUGAUUUAAUGCUGCCGUAUUUAAACUACUACAUGUACACUUACGAAGCUGCGAAGCAAGCCUGCGGAAAUGUUGCGGGUCUCAUACAGUGGACCAUCUCCAUGGUCGCUUUUUAUGAAAUAAAUAAAGAUGUGCUGCCUUUGAAGGCAAAUCUUGUUGUACAAGAAAAUAAGUACGAAAAUGCCAACAAAAAUUUAGUCGAGGCGGAAGAAUUACUGAAAGAAAAAGACGACGCUUUAAAGAUAGUGCAAAAUGAAUUCGAUGGCAUGAUGCAAGAACGACAAAAAAUUGUCGACCAAGCUGCGGUUUGUCAAGCAAAAAUGGAUACCGCCACCGCUAUGAUUGAAGGAUUAUCUGGAGAAAAAAUAAGAUGGACCGAGCAAGUGACUGUAUUCAAAUCAGAAAUAGACCGUCUCGUUGGAGAUGCGUUGGUGUUAACCGGGUUUCUUUCUUAUUGCGGGCCAUUUAAUCAAGAAUUCCGACUUCUCUUGCAACGGAAAUGGUUCGACUUUAUACUAGACAGAAAAAUCCCAAUUUCUGUUAACAUAAACAUUGUUAAUGUAUUGACAGACAUAGCUACGAUUGGUGAUUGGAGCUUGCAAGGUCUGCCAACGGAUGAAUUAUCGGUUCAAAAUGGUAUAAUUGUAACGAAAGCAACGAGAUACCCUCUAUUGAUUGAUCCGCAAUUGCAAGGCAAAACGUGGAUUAAAAAUAAAGAGAAAGAGUUUGAUUUACAGGUAACGUGGUUCACGCACAAAUACUUUAGAAAUCAUCUAGAGGAUUCCGUAUCGAUAGGACGACCAUUAUUGAUUCAGAAUGUGGGGGAAGAAAUAGAUCCAGUGCUAGACAAUUUGCUGGAAAAGAAUUUUAUAAAAAUAGGGACCUCCCUUAAGGUCAAAUUAGGCGACAAAGAAGUGGAUAUUAGUAAAGAUUUCAGACUUUAUAUCACGACGAAGUUACCAAAUCCUUUUUACACUCCAGAAAUAUUCGCCCACACAUCUAUAAUCGAUUUUACUGUUACGAUGAAAGGUCUGGAGGAUCAAUUAUUAGGAAGAGUCAUUUUAACAGAGAAGAAGGAACUGGAGACAGAAAAAACGCAAUUGAUUGCCGACGUAGCCGCAAAUAAUAGAAAGAUUAAAGAAUUAGAAAAUAAUCUUUUGCACAAAUUGGGAACAGUGCAAGGCCCUUUGAUAGAAGACGUUGAAUUAAUGUCGGUAUUAAAUACCACGAAGCAAACAGCGGCGGAUAUAAAUAGGAAGCUGAGUAUCGCGAAAGAUACGGAGUUAAAAAUCGAUGUAGCACGUGAAGAAUUUCGACCGGUUGCAACGCGCGGUAGCGUUUUGUACUUCCUGAUAUGUGACAUGCCGCAUGUCAAUUGCAUGUACCAAACGUCCCUCGUUCAAUUCUUAGAACGAUUUGAUAUCUCAAUGGCUAGAUCCGAGAAGAGCCCAGUCAAUCAGAGAAGAAUAAAUUACAUCAUCGAAUUUCUGACUUACGAUAUAUUUAAGUACAAAGCACGCGGGCUCUACGAGAUACACAAGUACAUGUUCAUUCUGUUGAUGACGCUAAAGAUCGAUCUGCAACGCAACAGCAUCACGCACGAGGAGUUUCAGUAUUUUAUUAAAGGCGGCGCGGCGCUGGACCUAAAAGCGGUCGAGCCGAAACCUUGUAGAUGGAUCACGGAUGUAACGUGGCUUAAUCUAGUCGCGCUGUCGAAAUUACGACAAUUUCAGUAUAUCGUGUCUCAAGUACCCGCUUCCGAGAAAGCUUGGAAAUCUUGGUUCGACAAAGAUGCACCAGAGGAGGAAGUUAUACCAGAUGGUUACAACACGUUGGAUACGUUCCGUCGAUUGCUGCUGAUAAGAGCUUGGUGCAUGGAUAGAGCGAUGUCGCAAUCCAGGAAGUACAUAGCGUCUUCUUUAGGAGCGAAAUACGCAGAUCCCGUGAUUACGCUUCUCGAUGCAAUGCACAGCGAGUCGAGGCCGAACACACCGAUGAUCUGUUUCCUAAGCAUGGGAUCGGAUCCUACGCCUAACAUCGAGCAGCUCGCGAAGAGAAUGGAAAUCGUUUGUCGAAGCGUAUCGAUGGGACAGGGUCAAGAAGUCCAUGCUCGUCGUCUGUUGAGUGCCGCGAAAACUGAGGGCUUUUGGGCUUUAUGCCAGAAUUGCCAUUUAGGCUUGGAGUACAUGGCGGAAUUGGCGAACUUUCUCUUAGAAAUGGAAGCGCCGCAUCCAGAUUUUCGCGUGUGGAUCACGACGGAGCCGCACAGAGACUUUCCCGUUUCCUUACUGCAAAUGUCCAUAAAAUAUACAUACGAACCACCGCAAGGAAUACGCGCGGGUUUAUUGGCGACGUACAGCAGUAUGAAUCAGGAAAUAUUGGACCAGUGCGACGCCGCGCAAUACAUACCGCUGGUGUACGCCGUGUCGUUCCUGCACACCGUCGUUCAGGAAAGACGCAAAUUCGGCCCCCUGGGAUGGAACAUACCUUACGAAUUUAAUUCGGCGGAUUGGCUGGCGUCCUGCAUGUUCAUGAAUAAUCAUCUGAAUGAUUACGAUCCGAAGCGCGGCAUAAAUUGGCAGAGCGUGCGUUACAUGAUAGGCGAGGUGCAGUACGGCGGGCGCGUUACGGACGACUACGAUAAAAGGCUGUUAAAUACCUUCGCGAAAGUGUGGUUUACGGAAGCGCUCUUCGCGGAGGGUUUCAUUUUCUACAAGGGUUAUCCGCUUUUGAUAUUUAAGCAAGUAAGCGAUUAUCUGAAGGCGAUAGAAACCAUGAGCCCCGUGGAUCCGCCACAAGUAUACGGCUUGCAUCCAAAUGCGAAUAUUACAUAUCAGAGCAAUACCACGCAGACCGUGCUAGAUAUAAUAAUAUCCGUGCAGCCGAAAGAAGCGGGCGCCGUUGGUGCGGAAUCCCGAGAAGUGGUUGUCGCGAGGCAGGCGAGGGAAAUGCUGGAAAAAGUCCCGGGACUGUAUGACAUGUUUGAAGUUAAAGAGAGAUUGCAUGCAAUGGAUCAUACCGCCCCGAUGAAUAUUUUCUUAAAACAAGAGAUCGACAGAAUACAAGUGGUUAUAAAAUUAGUGCGCGUUACGCUCAAGGAUCUCCUGUUGGCCAUAGAAGGCGUAAUUAUAAUGAGCGAGGAGUUGCGAGACGCCCUCGACAAUAUAUACGACGCCCGGAUACCGAAGACCUGGAAGGCUCGAUCGUGGGAGUCGGCUUCCUUGGGUUUCUGGUUUACGGAACUGCUGGAGAGGAACCAACAGUUUUCGACUUGGCUAAAUAGCGGGAGACCGAUAAAGUUCUGGAUGACUGGCUUCUUCAAUCCACAAGGAUUUUUGACGGCGAUGAAGCAGGAAAUAACGCGGGCCCACAAAUGGGCUCUGGAUAAUGUCACGCUUUACAAUGAAGUCUUACGUAACAUGGCGGAGGAAAUUAGAAAACCGCCGCCAGAAGGUGUUUACGUUUAUGGCCUGUUUCUGGAGGGCGCCGGUUGGGAUCGGAGACACUGUCGUUUGUGCGAAUCGGCAAAUAAAGUCCUUUACGUAUUAAUGCCGUUAGUACAUAUCUUCGCUUUACAUAAUGCAGACAAGAUCCUUCCCCUAGAGAAGGGCCUGAAAUUAUAUCAGUGUCCCGUGUAUAAAAAGCCUCAGAGGACUUACAUGUUGUUAGUAACGUCGCUCUGGCUGCAGACUCUAAAAAAUCCCGAUUACUGGAUUUUGCGUGGCGCCGCUCUGUUAUGUGAUAAUAAAUAAUUCAUUGCAAAUAAAAAGAUAAAAAAAAUAUUGUGCACGGAAGUUUUUA
Messenger RNA from Wasmannia auropunctata (little fire ant), 13945 nucleotides. It is a transcript of the gene kl-3, whose product is annotated as dynein heavy chain 8, axonemal. Gene Ontology annotation, molecular function: ATP binding; minus-end-directed microtubule motor activity; dynein intermediate chain binding. NCBI's taxonomy places the organism in Eukaryota, Metazoa, Arthropoda, Insecta, Hymenoptera, Formicidae. Gene Ontology annotation, biological process: microtubule-based movement. The record is from RefSeq and is a predicted model, not a curated record. Gene Ontology annotation, cellular component: dynein complex.